Chelmon rostratus (copperband butterflyfish) is the source of this 1317-nucleotide messenger RNA. It is a transcript of the gene camk1da, whose product is annotated as calcium/calmodulin-dependent protein kinase 1Da. The transcript has 11 exons. NCBI's taxonomy places the organism in Eukaryota, Metazoa, Chordata, Actinopteri, Chaetodontiformes, Chaetodontidae. Gene Ontology annotation, biological process: peptidyl-serine phosphorylation. Bases 16 to 1317 code for a protein of 433 amino acids. The record is from RefSeq and is a predicted model, not a curated record. Gene Ontology annotation, cellular component: cytoplasm; intracellular anatomical structure. Gene Ontology annotation, molecular function: calcium/calmodulin-dependent protein kinase activity; ATP binding; calmodulin binding.
CGGUAAAGCAGCGCCAUGGCACGGGAGAACGGAGACACCGGCAGAGGAGAGACGUGGAAAAAACAAGUCGACGACAUCAAGAAGAUUUUUGAUUUUAAAGAAGUCCUCGGCACAGGAGCGUUUUCCGAGGUGGUCCUGGCUCAGGAGAGGCUGACCGGCCGGAUGUUUGCGGUGAAGUGCAUCCCUAAAAAAGCUCUGAAGGGGAAGGAGAGCAGCAUCGAGAACGAGAUCGCCGUGCUGAGGAAGAUCAAGCAUGAGAACAUCGUGGCACUGGAGGACAUCUACGAGAGUCCUGACCACCUCUACCUGAUAAUGCAGCUGGUGUCCGGCGGCGAGCUGUUCGACCGAAUCGUUGAAAAAGGUUUCUACACGGAGAAGGAUGCGAGCACGCUGAUCCGACAAGUCCUGGACGCUGUGAACUACCUGCACAAGAUGGGCAUCGUACACCGAGACCUGAAGCCGGAGAACUUGCUGUACUUUAAUCCUCAAGACGAGUCAAAAAUCAUGAUCAGCGACUUUGGUCUUUCCAAGAUGGAGGGCAGCGGUGACGUCAUGUCCACUGCCUGCGGCACGCCGGGAUAUGUGGCUCCGGAGGUUCUUGCCCAGAAGCCGUACAGUAAGGCUGUGGACUGCUGGUCCAUUGGAGUGAUCGCCUACAUCCUGCUGUGUGGUUACCCUCCGUUCUACGACGAAAACGACUCCAAGCUGUUCGAACAGAUCCUGAAGGCCGACUACGAGUUUGACGCACCGUACUGGGACGACAUAUCGGACUCAGCCAAGGAUUUCAUCAGCAGCCUGAUGGAAAAAGAUCCAACCAAGCGCUUCACCUGUGAACAGGCACUCAGACACCCCUGGAUCGCCGGGGAUACAGCACUCUGCAAGAACAUCCAUGAGUCAGUCAGCCGGCAGAUCAGAAAGAACUUCGCCAAGAGCAAAUGGAGGCAAGCAUUUAAUGCCACCGCCGUGGUCCGGCACAUGAGGCGGCUGCAGCUUGGCAGCAGCAUGGGGAGCAGCAUGGACGCCUCCAACCCGCCGACCAGGCCGAGCCAGACGCAGAAGCCGGCCCAGGCGGGCCAGAACCAGCCGGCUCAGAGCGCGAACACCGGCCAGGCGGCGCAGAGCCAGAGCGCCAAUGCGGCCGCCAGCAAAGCCUCAUCAGUAGAUAACAACAUAGCAGCUCCUCGCAAGGAAUGUGUAACUGCGCCCGUCACACCCUGCAGUCUGGCGUCCGCAGCUUCUUCUCCCACCGCGGGCGCAGAGCUGAACCGGCCACAUCCCUCCGCAGUUCCCGCGCCGGUGCUCACGGAGACCAAGUGA